AUGAUGCUCACUAUCGCAUUCUUUACUAGUAGGGUUUCGAUUGUGAUAAGUCCACUUUACUGUAGGAGUUGAGAUCGAGUUGGCAACCCUUGUGAACCACGUGGUAUCACAAGAUUAAGCAGAAAAUGCUUUUAUACUGUGAUGCAAGAUGUGACUGCAUAUCAAAAGUUGAUCACGGCCUUGAAAAUCCGCAGUAUUUCAAGGUUUUGCACUAUUCAUGCCGUGUAAUAAUUAAAUAUCUGAGACCCAUUCAACUGGACUACUCUGGUGGAGCGUCAGGAAUGACGUACUGAGAAUCUUGUAGUCCAAGGCUGGUCCGCAGUCACAUUGGACUGCACUUUGGCUGAAGAUUUUCUCCGUUUUCAGUUUGUUGCUCAACUUGAUGUCGCACACUGCAGAUCCUGCAAAUUGAUGACGUAAUCGGUCUGAUUGAUUUGGCUCAUGGUGGUUUCAAUGAAGGUUGUUAGCGACUAGGGGUUUGAGUUCCUCGCCAAGGUUGAGGAAAUCGAGUGGAUGAGAUGGAUCUCCAGUCGUGGAAGGAGUGCUGCUUGGACGAAUUCCCCGAGGUGAAGUCAUUCGAGAAGUUCAUAAUGACAAAGUCUUCUCCUGAUACACAGGUAGAUGGCUCCAGCGAAAUUCUUGACAUGGAAGAGCGCAAGUACCGACACCUCUUACGAGAACUCAAGCGGGAGCCCCUGAUUGAGAGAAGUUGCAUUCGUGAAGCGGUGAAGGCUUCUAGCACAGACAACUAUCCCGAGGAGAGUAUCGACCAGACCUUGUACACCGAAGGCGUCCUCUCCGAUCAGCAAACACCAUCGUAUUGGUCGAGUUCGGGGCAGGGGGAUGUGAAUUGGCCGGAGACUCUCACCUACAACCUGGUAUCGGAUCUUUGUGUGAUCUAUGAGGUUCGCAUUCACCCCUUCCGAGCGUUUUUUCAAUUUGGCCAGCCCAUAUACUCGGCCAAGAACGUUCGCAUUCGUCAUGGCCAUGCCAUUAAAUCAUCACCAACACCUGAGAGUGCUUCUGCAAUAGAGGUUCCCUACGUGUGCACAUACGAGUCACCAGAAUUCGCCAUGGAACAGGUGGAUUCCUUGCAAGUUUUCAAGUUACCACGGCCUAUUCUGUGCAUUGGAGGUGUUAUGCAAGUGGAACUUCUAGGUCGUGUGCAGACUCAGCAGAUGGACAAUCUUUACUACAUCUGCAUACAACAUGUAAGCGUGGUAGGAAGGCCACUGUCUGGUUUCAAACUCCACCCCUUUGAAGAGCAGCGUAAAUUUACACUAGAGUAUUGUGGGCACGACAAGCUGCUUGAGCCUGAUAACGUACCGUAUCUCAGCAGCGGUAAAGGGAAUCCGACCCAAUUUAGGAAGUUCCAGGGAACGUCGUCCCAACCGAAUCUUAAGUCGACUUCUAAACGCAAUUUGAUGCUGGAUGUCUUGGAUCAAAUUCCUCGUCAGCCGAGCCCUGUCAGUGUCCCGUUGAUUAAUAAUAGUGGCACAUCAUCCUCAGGCAGCAUCGAAGGUGGGGAAUCUCAGUUUAGAAAGUAUGAGGGAGGUCUUCCUGAUGCUGAGCCUGAAUUAACUCCGAAGAGAAAUUUGAUGCUGGAUAUCAUGCGGCAGAUUUCAUCUCAAAAGAACUCUACUUACUCUGGGAAUUUUGUCAAAAAUGUUCGGGCGCCCGAGGGAGACAGAAUCGCAGAGGCUUGAGAACCUACGUGGCCAGCUUCCCCUUGUCGCAUGAAAAUUUUGAGGUCUUCCUCCAGCAAAAUAAAGAAGCCGACAUGGAAGAAGUAGCGGAAGCCAAUCGUUAUGAAGAUUUGUUUGGCCCGUUGUAUGGUAAUUCUGGAUUGUUAGGAGUCAUUUGAGCAUGUAAAGCCUUGCUAUCAUUUAACAGGAUUACAUUUGGAUUAAUUUUCGGCAAUUAUUCUCGUGAGAGUUUGCUUGAGGACCGAGAAAAUUAGCCAGAAAUUUAAGAUUUCUGUGAGCUUCAAAGAAAGGGAGUGUAAAUGUCUGCAAGUUAGUCCAAAUGGAAAUGUAAUGCUUGUUCUCGCCUUCGAUUUUGUUGAGUUGAUUACCAAGUUGUUCAGUACGCUUUUAGAUGGAGAGGUAGAGGUUUAUUUUACUGGAAGGAGUGGUUAGACAGUUAACUUAUUGAAAUACACAUGAUAUCGAAGUGAA
Molecule: messenger RNA, 2177 nt
Organism: Physcomitrium patens
Lineage: Eukaryota; Viridiplantae; Streptophyta; Bryopsida; Funariales; Funariaceae
Source: RefSeq, a predicted model, not a curated record